CGUCGCUGUGGUAACGGCCGGGGAGCCGCCGCGCCGUUAAAGCGCCGGGCGCAGGCGCGGGGCGGGGUGCAGGCGCGGUGAGGGUUAGAUGGCGCAUUACAAGGCCGCGGACUCCAAGCGGGAGCAGUUCCGCCGGUACCUGGAGAAGUCGGGGGUGCUGGACACGCUCACCAAGGUGUUGGUAGCCUUGUAUGAAGAGCCAGAGAAACCAAAUAGUGCACUGGACUUUCUGAAGCAUCACCUGGGAGCUUCAGCUCCUGAGAAUCCAGAAAUAGAGGCACUUCGCUUGGAAGUGGCAGAGAUGAAAGAGAAAUACGACGCUGUGUUGGAAGAAAAUAAAAAACUGAAAGCCAAGCUGGCUCAGUAUGAACCACCUCAAGAUGAGAAGCAUGGUGAAUAACAGUAGUUUCUCCUUCAAUGCCUUGAUUUAAUAAAAGGCUUCCUGAGAACUGCAGUCCUUUUUUUUUUCCUCCUGGUGCAUGUGUGUAGUCUGUUACCUCAUCUUAAAGCCAUUAAAAGCACAGUAUCAUGAACAUGCAGCUGCAGCAGAACCUAUGAGCUUAAGCAUAAUGGCAAACUUUCUUGCUUCCAGUGUAUAAGCAAAGGUGAUCAUUAUCAUUAACUUGCAGAUAAGUCUGCCUGCCAGCUGUGUUUAAGUUUUGCAUGCUGGUGGUUGGUCCUAUUAAACUGCUGAUCUCUCUUGGCUUUUCUUUUAACUGGAGGUGAUGAUAUGACACAGGUGAACCCAACUAUGAACUGAAGCAGGACCUCCAAGGUAUGUUCAAAGUUGGUACUGAGGUUUGGCUUCUACUGAUGCUGUAAUCAUCUGCUCAGAAGGGUCACAAAAGAGGUGAGCAUAGUUAGGUUAAGUGGUAGACACAGCACAGUGUUGCCUACUGAACUUGUGUAAGGUGUAUUUCCAUGCAAUUCAUGUCUCUGAUCCUGUUUCAGAAACUGGGCCUUGGACAAUUGAUCCAGAUAAAUGCCUGGACACUUCUAAACAGGCUGAAGUCUUACUUAAAAUGGAUGUCCUGUGUAAUUAGUGCUGCAAAUAAUGAGUACAAUGCAAAGUUCUGCUUUCUGGUUCAUCUAAUGGGGAAGAGAAAAUCUAGGCAGGGCAGAGAACCCAAGAGUGGGAGGUGUGACCUGUACUUUCUGGUUUUUUGCCUGUGUUCUGAGGCUCCUGUUAAAUUGGCAUUAAAAAAAAAUAAAGAGCUGCA
Pogoniulus pusillus (Red-fronted tinkerbird) is the source of this 1220-nucleotide messenger RNA. RefSeq names its product MYC binding protein (gene MYCBP). The record is from RefSeq and is a predicted model, not a curated record. Gene Ontology annotation, biological process: regulation of DNA-templated transcription. The transcript is spliced from 5 exons. Gene Ontology annotation, cellular component: nucleus. NCBI's taxonomy places the organism in Eukaryota, Metazoa, Chordata, Aves, Piciformes, Lybiidae. The coding region runs from base 89 to 400 and encodes 103 amino acids. Gene Ontology annotation, molecular function: transcription coactivator activity.